Molecule: messenger RNA, 1580 nt
Organism: Oryza brachyantha (malo sina)
Lineage: Eukaryota; Viridiplantae; Streptophyta; Magnoliopsida; Poales; Poaceae
Product: probable choline kinase 2
Exons: 7
Coding region: 64-1131 (355 amino acids)
Biological process (GO): phosphatidylethanolamine biosynthetic process; phosphatidylcholine biosynthetic process
Cellular component (GO): cytoplasm
Molecular function (GO): choline kinase activity; ethanolamine kinase activity
Source: RefSeq, a predicted model, not a curated record
GGUCGCGCUCCAACGCCCAGAUCCCUCCCAUUUCCGGAAAAGAAAGAUUCCGUGGAGGAAACGAUGGUGGCGAGCGAGACGAGCCGCAGGGCGGAGGCGGCGGAGCGGAGCAUCCCGGAGGAGGCGCGGCGCCUGCUGCACGAGCUGGCGGCAGGGUGGGACGACGUGGCGGACUGCCGGGCGCUGGAGGUGGUCCCGCUCAAGGGGGCCAUGACCAACGAGGUCUACCAGGCGCGGUGGCCGCUGGCGGCGCCCGCCGCCGCCGGCGAGGCGGCGAGGAGGAGGAAGGUGCUGGUGAGGGUGUACGGGGAGGGCGUGGAGGUCUUCUUCGACAGGGAAGCCGAGGUGCGCACGUUCGAGUGCAUGUCGCGGCACGGCCACGGCCCGUGCCUCCUCGGCCGCUUCCCCAACGGCCGCGUCGAGGAGUUCAUCCACGCCAGGACACUCUCAGCUGCUGACCUGCGUGAUCCAGAGAUUUCAGCUAUUAUAGCCUCAAAGUUGAAGGAAUUCCACAACCUUGAGAUGCCUGGUCCAAAAUCUGUGCUCAUUUGGGACAGACUAAGGAACUGGCUCAAAACUGCCAACAAUCUAUGCCCCUCUGACGAAGCCAAGGAGUUCUGUUUGGGUAGCAUGGAGAAGGAGAUCGCUGUGUUAGAAAAUGAACUUUCAGAGGAUUGCCAGUGUAUAGGAUUUUGCCACAACGAUCUCCAGUAUGGCAACAUCAUGAUUGAUGAAGAGACCAAAUCGUUGACAAUCAUUGACUAUGAGUAUGCAAGCUUUGGCCCAGUUGCUUAUGACAUUGCAAACCAUUUCUGCGAGAUGGCUGCAGACUACCAUUCAGAAAGGCCUCACAUACUGGACUACACUAAAUAUCCAGAUAGCGAUGAGCGAAAGCAAUUUGUGCAGAGCUACCUGAGCUCUUCAGGUGAGGAACCUGAUGAAGAGAACGUCAAUAAUCUGAUCAAAAGUAUUGAGAAGUACACCUUGGCUAGCCAUCUCGUUUGGGGCCUCUGGGGAAUAAUUUCGGAACAUGUCAAUGAUAUUGACUUCGACUACAUGGAGUAUGCGAGGCAGAGAUUUCAGCAGUACUGGCUGAAGAAGCAUUCAAUCCUUAGCAUGUCAGGUCGUUGAAUAAGCACCUGCAUCAGGUUGUAUCCUCUGGUACUGGUAGCCACCAAACGCAUGGAUGUCUGUACAUAGGAUGCGAAGGGCUUAACCAGAGAUCAGUGAGAUCCAGGAUUCUGUUGUCCUUUUAUAGCUGUUGGGUUGUUCAUAAUCUGGAAGGGAGAGAAGUUAAUAAACCUCAGGUCGUUUAAUUUGUUGGCAGAAGAUAUGGUCACCUUUAGACUUGAGUGAUUCUUGACUGGCUAGUGAUGUUUUGUUUCUAUGGGUAUCAUGGUAUAUAUGAUCACUCAAUUCUCUGCCCAACCUUGCUUACAGCUUAUUUGCUCCAACUGAAGAACAGAAGAAAUUUGUGGGCACCCUAGCAAAUGUGCAUCAAGUUUUGUUUCUAUGGGUAUCAUUGAACAACAAACGUGCAUCUCUCUAGAUAAUAAUGAAUGAGGAACAUAAUCAAUUAA